Theileria annulata is the source of this 1461-nucleotide messenger RNA. Its product is annotated as cardiolipin synthetase, putative. The record is from RefSeq and is a predicted model, not a curated record. NCBI's taxonomy places the organism in Eukaryota, Apicomplexa, Aconoidasida, Piroplasmida, Theileriidae. Bases 1 to 1461 code for a protein of 486 amino acids. The transcript is spliced from 8 exons. Gene Ontology annotation, molecular function: catalytic activity.
AUGUUUAAAUUUUAUGAUAAAAAAAAUAAUUUUAAUCCUAGCCUAGAUAUCGAUUCUUUCAUUUAUAACAUUGAUUCCCUAAAUUCCAAAAACUAUUCCAAUUUAAAAUAUUUUUCCGCUUCAGAGAUUACCAAAUGGAAUGGAAUCUUAACCUCUCUGAGCUCAAACUUUGGGAAAAUGAGCCCCGGAAAUAUCGUACACAUUUUUCAAGAUGGAAAUGAAACAUUAACUGACAUGCUGAAAGAGAUAAAUAAGGCUAAAGAAAGCGUUUUUUUGGAGAUGUACAUCUUUGAUGAUUCGCCCGUGGCAGAAAUCUUCGCAAACGCACUCAAGAACGCAGCAUUACGCGGCUGUAAAAUAGUUUUACUAUUAGACUACAUUGGAUCUAUCCGGUUCUCCAGUAAAAUUCAGCGUGAAUUAGAAGAAGUGGGAGUUAAAAUCCACUUUUUCAACCCUUUAAGACUGAACAACUCUAUUGGACCAGUUACAUUUAGAAACCACAAGAAACUUUUAAUCAUCGAUCAAAAAACCGCAUAUUGCGGAUCACUUAAUAUUUGCAAAAGUUCAGUUGGAGAGGAUCUUGGAGGAGAUGGGGGAUAUAUUGAUGUCAAUGUUAGGAUCAAUGGUCCCUCAGUAUAUGACCUGUGCAUGUCAUUUUUGGAAUCACUUAAAAUAGCCAAAGUUAACACUGAUGAUUUAAAAUUUUCAGAGAGGUCAGAACCACUACCGGGCGGCUCUAUUGUCCAAAUCUUUGAAUCAAACACACGAAAAAAUAAAAAAGACGUUCUUAACUCAUUACUACUAGUCAUUUCCAAGGCAUCAAAUAGUAUACAUUUAUCUACGAGCUACUUCAUACCUCCCGGAUCUCUGAGAAGGUCACUCAUUUCUGCCAAGAACAGGAACCUUAAUAUAAGGAUGCUACUUUCAGGCAACUCUGACCUCCCUGGUGACACUUCAUCGACGUACUACAUUCUUAAGAAGUUUUUUGUACCUCAUAACCAUCCAGUCUUAUUAAUAAGAAGCCGGUUCGCAAAACCAAUUGGGAACAACUUCAAGGUAUUCAUGACCAGAAACAGACACUAUCAUGGAAAGGUAAUGGUGGUGGACGACAUUUGGAGCUCAAUUGGGAGCUUUAACUGGGAUAGAUUAUCAAGCAGAAGAAAUAUGGAAAUAACGCUGGGUAUAUUCGACCCAUUAGUGGCCCACAAACUUAAGCAAGUCCAGCUGGAAAAUGAAAAGGAAUCCUACGAGUAUACUAGAAAUCACUCCCUAAACAGAAUGAAAAUACUCAAGAUGUACGACUGCAUCACAUACCACAUCGCAAGGUUUUCAGAAGGAAAUUUGGUCGACGGACUAUCAAACGAAAGGUUCAACGUGGUUUUCAAAAAAACUUUCAUCAGAACUUUCGUUGACCAAAACGUUAGCGAGAUGUUUCUAACUUCAAACAUCUCAUCUGUAUAA